AUGAGGUCCUCAUUCAGCCGCUUCAGUUCCUCAGGGGCUGGUGGAGGAGGGGGCCGCUUCAGCUCAUCCAGUGGCUAUGGUGGGGGGAGCCCUGGGGCCUGUGGGAAGGGAGGAGGCAGUAGUUUGGGCUUCAGCUAUGAUGGAGGGCAUGGGGGUGGCUUUGGUGUAGGUUCCCUGGGCUCCAGCUGCAAUGCUGGAGGAGGCUUUGGGGGGCCUGGGGACUUUGGGGGGCGCUUUGGUGGUGAUGCUGGAGGCGGCGGUGGUGGCAUUCUGAUGACGGAUGAGAAGACCAUCAUGCAGAGCCUCAAUUCCCGGCUGGCUUCCUACUUGGCGAAGGUGCAGGCCCUGGAGGAGGCCAAUAUUAGCCUGGAGAGUAAGAUCCAGGAGUGGUAUGACAGGCAGGGGCCCAGGACCUUCCGCCAGGAUUACUUCUCUUACUACGACGCUAUCGAGGAUCUCAAGCAACAGAUUGUGAACUUCACAGUGGACAACAGUAAGAUUCUCUUGAAUCUUGACAAUGCUCUCAUGGCACUGGAUGACUCCAGGAUGAAGUUUGAGAUGGAGCAGAGCCAGCGACAAGCAGUGGAUGCUGACACCAAUGGCUUGCGAAGGGUGCUGGAUGAACUGACCAUGCAAAAGUCUGACCUGAAGAUACAGUAUGAAACACUGCAGGAGGAACUGAUAGCCCUCAAGAAGAAUCAUGAGGAUGAGAUGAGCCAGUUGACCCGGCAGAACUAUGGGGACAUCAGUGUGGAGAUGAAUGCUACUCCUGGCAAAGAUCUUACCAAGAUCCUUAAUGACAUGCGCCAGGAGUAUGAACAGCUCAGUGCUAAGAACCAUAAGGACAUUGAGCAGCAAUAUGAGACUCAGAUGAACCAGUUUGAGCAGGAGGUGAUGAUUAGUGGCCGGGAGAUGGAGUCCAAUAACAAAGAGGUGAUCCAGCUCAGGCACAAAGUCCAGGAGUUGGAGGUUGAGCUUCAGUCUCACAUCAGCAAGAAAUCGGCCCUGGAGAAGUCCUUGGAAGAUACCAAGAACAGCUACUGUAGCCAGCUGCAGCAGAUCCAGGGGCAGAUCAGUAGCCUAGAGACCCAGCUCAUUGAGAUCCGGGCAGAGAUUGAGUGCCAGAAUCAAGAAUACAGCCUUCUUCUUAGCAUCAAGACACGGCUGGAGCAGGAAAUUAAGACCUACCGCAACCUCCUUGAGGGUGGCCAAGAUGACCUGGAAUCUCAUGGAACUGGACAAAUUGGCUUUGGAGGAUCUCAUGGUGGAAGUAGGAGCAGUCAUGGAAGAAGAUCUAGGGGAGGAAGUGGAGGAAGCUAUGGAGGAGGAAGUGGAGGUGGUUACGGUGGAGGAAGUGGAUCCAGGGGAGGAAGUGGAGGCAGCUAUGGAGGAGGAAGUGGAGGUGGUUACGGUGGAGGAAGUGGAUCCAGGGGAGGAAGUGGAGGCAGCUAUGGAAGAGGAAGUGGAGGUGGUUAUGGUGGAGGAAGUGGAGGCAGCCAUGGAGGAGGAAGUGGAGGCAGCUAUGGUGGAGGAAGUAGUUCUGGAGGAGGAAGUGGAGGUGGUUAUGGUGGAGGGAGUGGAUCCAGGGGAGGAAGUGAAGGCAGCUAUGGUGGAGGACGUGGUUAUGGUGGAGAAAGUGGAUCCAGGGGAGGAAGUGAAGGUGGUUGUGGUGGAGGAAGUGGCUAUGGUGGGGGAAGUGGAUCCAGGGGAGGAAGUGGAGGCAGCUAUGGUGGAGGAAGUAGCUCUGGAGGAGGAAGUGGAAGCAGCCAUGGAGGAGGAAGUGGAUCUGGAGGAGGAAGUGGUGGCAACUGUAAAGAAGGGAGUGGAUCUGGAAGAGGAAGUGGAUCCAAGGGAGGAAGUGGUGUCAUCUAUGGAGGAGGAAGUGCAAGGUUAUCCCAGUCCCAGUCCUCUUCCUCAAGCUCUGGGGAGCAUGACAAUACACAAGGCUACCCAGCUUGAUAUUAGAGCCCCUGUGAACUUCCCAGGCUCUGUCCCAGCAGAGUGCCCUCCAUACAGAAGGACCUUGGAUGAAGCUUGCUCACUACAUUCUGACAUUGGGCAUAGCUGGCAAGAAGUCCUG
Manis pentadactyla (Chinese pangolin) is the source of this 2080-nucleotide messenger RNA. Its product is annotated as keratin, type I cytoskeletal 9-like. The record is from RefSeq and is a predicted model, not a curated record. The transcript has 10 exons. Gene Ontology annotation, cellular component: keratin filament. NCBI's taxonomy places the organism in Eukaryota, Metazoa, Chordata, Mammalia, Pholidota, Manidae. Gene Ontology annotation, molecular function: structural molecule activity. Bases 1 to 1959 code for a protein of 652 amino acids.